This is a messenger RNA of Torulaspora delbrueckii, 732 nucleotides long. RefSeq names its product GTP cyclohydrolase I (gene FOL2). Gene Ontology annotation, biological process: tetrahydrofolate biosynthetic process; tetrahydrobiopterin biosynthetic process. Bases 1 to 732 code for a protein of 243 amino acids. The transcript has a single exon. Gene Ontology annotation, cellular component: cytoplasm. The record is from RefSeq and is a predicted model, not a curated record. NCBI's taxonomy places the organism in Eukaryota, Fungi, Ascomycota, Saccharomycetes, Saccharomycetales, Saccharomycetaceae. Gene Ontology annotation, molecular function: zinc ion binding; GTP binding; GTP cyclohydrolase I activity.
AUGUAUCAUCCACAGGUGGAAGCUUUACAGGCAAGGCAGGGCACUCCUUUGAACACGAGACCUGUGUCUCCGUAUACUCUGAGGCUACCAGUCGAUGAAGAUGGAUUCUCAUGGCCCUCAGUUGGUACGCGAGAGAGGGCUCAGGAGUCUGAGGAGCAGGAAAACGCACGUAUUGAAAGGAUAUCAGGAGCGGUAAAGACGAUUUUGGAAGAAUUGGGUGAAGAUGUUACAAGAGAAGGUUUACUUGAUACUCCAACCCGUUAUGCAAAGGCAAUGCUGUAUUUUACCAGAGGUUAUCAGAUAAAUAUAAUGGAUGAUGUGAUUAAAAAUGCAGUUUUUCAAGAGGAUCAUGAUGAAAUGGUCAUUGUGCGUGAUAUAGAGAUAUAUUCGCUGUGCGAGCACCAUUUGGUUCCCUUUUACGGUAAAGUCCACAUUGGAUACAUUCCAAACAAGAACGUUCUGGGUUUGAGUAAACUGGCUAGAUUGGCGGAGAUGUACGCUAGAAGGUUACAAGUCCAAGAACGGUUGACUAAGCAGAUCGCUAUGGCUUUGAGUGAAAUCUUGAAGCCAAUGGGUGUCGCUGUAGUGAUUGAAGCCACCCACAUGUGUAUGGUCUCUAGGGGUAUUCAGAAGACUGGGUCUGCUACGGUAACAUCCUGCAUGAUGGGUUGCUUUAGAGCACACAGAACAAGGGAAGAAUUCCUGAGUUUGUUGGGUAAGAAGAGCCUAUGA